Molecule: messenger RNA, 1793 nt
Organism: Centruroides sculpturatus (bark scorpion)
Lineage: Eukaryota; Metazoa; Arthropoda; Arachnida; Scorpiones; Buthidae
Exons: 7
Coding region: 314-808 (164 amino acids)
Source: RefSeq, a predicted model, not a curated record
AUAACUUGUUUCUGAUUAAAGCGCGAGUUUUCGAGAAUAAUUAUCUUUUAAAAUAGGAUAUUCGGGGAGUGAAUUUUUAAAGAUUUCUGCCACUCGACGACAGAUGGCGACACCGGCGUUUCGAGGCCAUACGUAGAUGUUGGCAGGAGUUGAUGUCAGUCUGACUGCGAUGUGACCCGGGGCACUCGCAAGGCUGUGAACUCGCGACGCGCAACGUUUGGAAAGUGGGUUGAACAACAUAACACGAUUACGGAAGGCGUCAUUGGUUAUGGAAUCUCUGUAGAUUGAAACGCGUCAUUACCACCCCCGCGAAAUGCCGGUCCUGGAGAAGUGUUGGACCCCAUUUCUACGUUACUCGUGGACCAACGUGAAGUACGGCAGUUAUUAUGCAGCGACAUACAUGGUUGUAUUCCAUUUUGCAUUUUUGAUAUAUGCAUUGUAUGUUAUUUGCGAUGGGCAAACAACAUUCUUCGGACCUUAUUUUAAUCAAGAUAAAAUAGGAAGUCAAGCUGUUUCCAUCUUUACCAUUGUCUUCAGCGGUUGCCUUCUAUUAUUUACUGCUGUCUUAGCUUACGCAGUGAAGAAAGCCAACCGCUACCUGUUCAUCCCUUGGUUGAUCGGAACAGUUUUGGAGGUUUUUUUGAUAAUAGCACUGGGUGUCUGGUUUAUAGCACAAUAUUACAGCAAUAUCUAUUCCAUCUUUACAGCAAUUGUGCUUUGGUGUUUUGAUGGUCUUCACGUGGUUCUCAGCGAAACACGAAAGAUCGAACGAAAACUCGGAAUAAUUCCUCAAAAUACAAUUAACUGAACGAUAAUUGGUCGAAGAAAUAGGCAUAACUCCGCCUACUUUUACAAUCAUUGGCAAAAUUAUCGAUUUCAUUUCGCAAUUAAGGAAGACACCAAAUUCCGCAGAUCUCGAUAUAUUGUCUCUUAUGUGUGAUAUCACAAUAUCAAGUCCUCCAAGACAGCGAAGAGCCGAGGUUCCAUGAACUGUCCUGGUAGUUCAUGGAACACGGGUUCCAUGAACUACCAAGGAACUGUUUACGUCACAACCCAGAAACUAUCCCCCAACAGGAACCCAGAAGAGAAAACGUAAGAUGCCAAUGCGAGUGGAGAAUUUUCGAAACCACAGUGUAGAUGUAAACAACGCGAAAAUAUGAUAUUUUUUAUUCUUUGUUGGUGUACGUGUAUAUCGUAUGGUUGUUAAACAUAUUCAGGAAUUUUUUUUCGUGCCAAUUUUUACUUUAAAACAUUAGAAAAUAGUCAAUUUAAGUAGUUCAAAAGGUGGAUAAGAGUUCGGAGGAACCUGGACGUUGCUGCUAACGACGAAGAGAAUGCGAAAAAUAAGUAGGAUGUAUAUAUAUAUAUAAUAAGGCUAUUUAUGUUACUAAAUAUAAAUCUCUGGUAGUAAUCAAUCAAGAUGCUGCAGAAUGGCAAAGUUCCAAGAGACUAAUUCGUCUUCAUUUGCGAACCAUCUGACCAACAAAACAAGCCGAAAAGAUCGAUACAUCCACGAAUUACAUUUUCCUUUAUGACAGACAGCUGACUGUCAUUCUUUCCACUUUACCGGAUUUUUAUUUAAAGAAUAAAAAAAGGAAUAACCCCUCCGACAGAUCUGUUGAAUAUAUUUAAUUGAAUCGAAACGAAGCUGCCAUUUUUGUUUGUUUGUUUUUUUCUAUAUUUGAUACAAUUUUAUAAUCUUUCCUUACAUGUCGUUCAUGUGUAUAAGUGUAUAUCUUAUUCGUUGUAUUAAAAAUUUAAACUUAUACAAUUCGUGAAUAAACUUAUAUCAA